Molecule: messenger RNA, 717 nt
Organism: Penicillium malachiteum
Lineage: Eukaryota; Fungi; Ascomycota; Eurotiomycetes; Eurotiales; Aspergillaceae
Gene: erg2
Product: C-8 sterol isomerase ERG2
Exons: 2
Coding region: 1-717 (238 amino acids)
Biological process (GO): ergosterol biosynthetic process
Cellular component (GO): endoplasmic reticulum
Source: RefSeq, a predicted model, not a curated record
AUGCCCUCCAAAUCCUCCAGCAAGAAGGCGUCCGGCUCCGGCUCCGGCUCCGGCUGCUGCUGCUUCUCUAUCCGCAAGUUGACCUUCCUGGCCAUCUUCCUCGCUCUGUUCAGCGCCGUCUACAGCUACAUCAACGCGCGCCUCGAGCAAUUCUACAUCUUCGAUCCUGAGCAUCUGCACGAUCUCUCCCAGCGCGCUAUCAAGACCCAUGGCGAGGACACUCGUUCUAUCGUCAACUACAUUGUUGCCGAGUUGGAGGAGAAGGUUGGAGCCGAUUACCUGAGCACCGAGGAGGAGUGGGUUUUCAACAACGCCGGUGGUGCCAUGGGCGCGAUGUACAUCAUCCAUGCCAGUAUCACCGAGUACCUGAUCAUCUUCGGCACCGCUAUCGGUACCGAGGGUCACACCGGUCGCCACACCGCCGACGAUUACUUCAACAUCCUCUCCGGUACCCAGUUGGCCUACGUCCCCGGUUCCUUCGAGCCCGAGGUCUACCCCGCUGGCUCCGUGCACCACCUCGUCCGCGGUGAGGUCAAGCAGUACAAGAUGGACUCUUCCUGCUUCGCCCUCGAGUACGCUCGUGGCUGGAUCCCUCCCAUGCUUUUCUUCGGCUACGCCGAUACCUUCUCCAGCACUCUGGAUUUCCCCACUCUGUGGGCUACCUCGCGCAUCACUGGUCGUGAGAUGAUCGCCAACUUGCUGCGCCUGAAGAUGUAA